AUGGCGAACUACGGAUACAGCGCACCACACUACCACUCCAACGUCUCGUCGCACCCCCAUCACCACCACGGGCGUAGCCGCCGGGGUCCGCGCAUUUCGUCACAGAAUGCGCAUCGCCAAUACAAGGCCCAAAGGAGCCCUAAAGAGGUGCCGGAGGCUCCGACGUUCAACGACUACAUCCAGCGACUAGAAGCGGCGAAGAGCUUUGAGUUUGACGACGAUGAGGUCUUUUGUCCGUUUCACCUCCUCACGGAGGAUGACCUUCAAUCCAUCCACUCUUCCUCGUCCUCCGAUCGUGGAUCGCUCUCUUCCGGCUCUCCCGAGAGCUCUCCGCUUCAGCAACAGGUGCAGCCAACCCCAUCCCUCCUCCUCUCCAGCGCACCCAACGCAUAUGUCCCCGGAAGCUACUCUCAGCAACAUAUGAAGCUGCAUCAGCCCCUGGCGCAGCGAAGCCGGAAUGCGAUACCCAUUGUGGAUCCCUCCACACGAUCCGUGGCGAGUCCACCAUUGAGCGUCUCCCCGGCUCGGCAAAUGCAGCAGCAGUACGUGACUCGCCGCUGGUGA
Neohortaea acidophila is the source of this 564-nucleotide messenger RNA. RefSeq lists its product as uncharacterized. NCBI's taxonomy places the organism in Eukaryota, Fungi, Ascomycota, Dothideomycetes, Mycosphaerellales, Teratosphaeriaceae. The transcript is spliced from 2 exons. The coding region runs from base 1 to 564 and encodes 187 amino acids. The record is from RefSeq and is a predicted model, not a curated record.